AUCAGUUUAUUUUACGCCGUGAAAUAGCACAGUUCGCAAUGAGUUUCGCUGGAAGAGUUGUUAUUGUAACCGGCGCUAGUUCGGGUAUUGGUGCAGCAACCGCAGUAGAGUUUGCCAAACAAGGCGCUAAAGUCGCACUAGUUGGACGGAAUGAGGCAAAUCUAAAAGCUACUGAAACAUCCUGCAAGGCAGCCAAUAAUAAAGUUGAGUUACUACCCAUCAUUGCUGACGUCACUGUGGAUGCGGAGCGUGUUGUAAAAGAAACUGUUGACAAGCUCGGGCAAUUGGAUGUGUUGGUCAAUAAUGCGGGCAUAGCAGAGACCGGUCACAUCUUGGAUAUUGAAGUUGAACAUUUUGAUCGCGUUUUGAAUACGAAUUUACGUGCAGUCUUUCUUCUAACCAAAUACGCCGCGCCACAUCUCAUCAAGACACAAGGCAGUAUUGUGAAUGUCUCCAGUGUCGCUGGUUUACGUUCGUUCGCUAAUCUUUCCGUCUAUUGCACUUCGAAGGCUGCUCUCGAUCAGUUCACACGUUGUAUUGCAUUGGAUUUGGCGCCACAUAAAGUGCGUGUAAAUUCCGUUAAUCCUGGUGUUAUCAUCACGGAUAUUUACAAACAUAUGGGCAUGACAAAGGAGCAGUAUGCCAAAUUUUUGGAAGAUUGCAAGGCGACACAUGCACUCGGUCGUGUAGGCGAGGCCAAGGAGGUGGCCGACUCCAUUCUUUUCUUAGCCAGCGAUAAGUCCAGUUUUAUAACGGGCGCAACACUGCCCAUUGAUGGUGGAAGACAUGCAAUGUGUCCGCGUUAAGCUUCAAAUAAAUUACAAAUAAAUACGUUUAUACGUAUGUGUAUUUUGAACUAAUAAAAAUU
Messenger RNA from Ceratitis capitata (Mediterranean fruit fly), 868 nucleotides. RefSeq lists its product as uncharacterized. The record is from RefSeq and is a predicted model, not a curated record. Lineage: Eukaryota; Metazoa; Arthropoda; Insecta; Diptera; Tephritidae. Bases 39 to 806 code for a protein of 255 amino acids. The transcript has a single exon. Gene Ontology annotation, molecular function: oxidoreductase activity.